Belonocnema kinseyi is the source of this 943-nucleotide messenger RNA. RefSeq names its product troponin C, isoallergen Bla g 6.0201-like. The record is from RefSeq and is a predicted model, not a curated record. NCBI's taxonomy places the organism in Eukaryota, Metazoa, Arthropoda, Insecta, Hymenoptera, Cynipidae. The transcript has 5 exons. Gene Ontology annotation, molecular function: calcium ion binding; enzyme regulator activity. The coding region runs from base 154 to 609 and encodes 151 amino acids.
CUAUCUAGGGCCGUUAAUUAGUCUGUCGCAGCACAGUUUGACGUUUUCAUCGGUUCCGAUAGCUAUUAAACGGUGAUUGCUCCGUAGUCGCUGUGAAUUCUGUGAUUUGUUAGAACAUCUAAGCACUGUCAAAUCUUAGCCAGGAACACAGCAAUGGAAACUCUAAGCAAAGAUCUAAUUGCACAACUUCGAAUGGGAUUUAAUGCCUUCGACAUCGAAAAGAAAGGUACAAUCAAAACUGAUCAGAUCACUGUAAUCUUUAGUAUGAUGGGGAAAACCAUUAGCAGUGAAAUUUUGGAUGAAGCUAUUGCCGAAGCGGAUCCAUUCAGUGCUGGAGAAUUAGAGUUUGAAGAAUUCGCAACUCUUGCAGCGAAAUUCAUCGAGGAAGAUCAAGAUGAGCAAGCAACACUAGCAGAAUUGAAAGAGGCUUUCCGACUUUACGACAAGGAAGGAAAUGGCUAUAUAACAACUGAAGUCUUUCGAGACAUUCUUCACGAACUAGAUGAAAACCUAUCCCCUGAAGAAUUAGAUAUGAUGAUUGAAGAAAUUGAUGCGGAUGGCUCUGGAACGCUGGACUUUGACGAGUUUUUGGAAGCCAUGACCAAAUGAAACCGUCGCACUGCAGCACAAUAUGUUUGUAAUUUUAUUCACGGAGGAAUUAAAAUGCAUAUUUCCGACGACUCUGUGAACGUAUAAUUUCACUGGUUUACUUAACAAACCGAUGCCACAAAACUCACGUUCCUGUGCAAUUUAAGUAAUGAUAAACAAGAUGUGUCUUUGGAACACCAUAAGUGACUUCGCACCUGUCGCUUUGAGGACAUUUUUGUUACAUGUAAUGGGCGCAGUUGUACAUUUGGCUCAGCAAAGUACUUGUACUUAUAGUAUUUAUCUAACAAGUAUCUUACAAGUACAAUUAUCAUCGCAUAAAAAAUAAAUAUGUUUA